AUGUCUCUCCAACAAGUGUACCAGACAUUCCUUUCCGACCCCAGGUCUGCUUCCCUGGCUUCCAAUGUUGCGCUGAUCUAUAUCACCACGACCACAAGGGUCGACGGCGCUGAGGCCGUGGUCAAGCAUCUCGCUAGGCAAGAUCACGUCCUCAAAAGGAAGUCCCAGCAGGUGAUCGAUACGGUCGAGGGAUUCAAUUCCCUGUCCCUAGACGUUGACACCACUGUGGAAUUCGUGUCUGGUGGCGGGCCGUAUCUCCCCUCGCUGGACGAUAACUUCCUGUCUGAUCGCGUUGCGACUUUCCCCACGGUUCAUAUCGUUCGUUUCAACUCCCAGAACCAGAUUCAGCAGGUUAAAGUCUACUGGGACCAAGCGUCGCUUUUGAAACAGGUCGAGGUGAUCGGUUCGCGUAGUCGCGGUUGGCCCAUUCGCGAUGGCAAAGACCAGUCUAGGUUGAUCAAGACCGCCGCGUCCUCCGCUCCCGUGAAUGACUCCCCAGCGCCCGUGCCCGUGAACAAGCAAACAGAGAAUGGCGAGGCACAGAGCAAGGUUGCCUCACCGGGUAAGAGAUACAUUAAGGACCCCUAUGCGGCAGAGUCUCUGGAAGAACUUCUCUCUCCCAGCAAGGACCGUGCCGAUCCCGUGCGCCCACCUCGGGCUCCUGCCUCUGCUAAGCCUCCCCAGCGCGAUUUGAGCGAGCUGUUCGUGAGUCACGAGGAUGACGAAACUCCUGAACCAUCUCCCUCCCGGAAUAAGCCCGUCGCUCCUAAAGGCGCGGGCAAGAGCUACCAGGCCUCACGCAUUUUCGACGAUGACGAGACUGUCGAUACCCAAGACAAGCCCCAGCAGAUUGCCUACCGGGCCCAUCCCAAACGAUUCGACCAUUUCGAGCUCGGCGGCGAUAACAGUGACCGUGAGAUUAAGCCGAAGAUUUCACGUCCGGUGUCAAGCCAGGGCAAGGGACCCCAAUGGAACUUCGAGGACUUCGUGACUCCCGAAAAGCCUAAGCGUCAGCUCCGUGGCCAGGAGCUUCGUAGUUUCGGUAUCAGCGACGAUGAAGAGUUUCAGAAGGUACCCCCAGCCAGGUCUGGCGUAACCCAGCCCCGUCGGGAUGCGGAAACCCAUUUCCAAUUGUCAGACGACUUUGGAACCCAGGGUGGUUCCCGGAUCAUCAGUUCAUUCCAGAACAAGGGUCUUAGCCUCUACAAGAACCACCUGUUCGCCGGUGAAGACGAGCCCGCCGAGAGCAAGCCGUCGGCCAAGGAUAAGCAGCCCCUGUCCGUAGCCCAGAAAGGCCAAACCCGCAAGAAGGACCUCGAGACUCACUGGACCAUAACAGAUGAAUCACCAGCGAAGAGCAAGGCCGACGAGAACAAAAAGCCCAUCGCUGCGGAUCGACAGAGGGCCGUCAAGAUGAUGGAGCCAUCAUGGGAAUCCUAUGAUCAAUCUCCUCAGCCGAGCAAGGCCGUCCGUCCUCUUCCACAGCGCCACGCAAUGCGAAGUGUCAACGAGAGAAGCUGGAAUAUUGGUGGUGAUGAGUGAAGAGAUCAUACCAACUCAGAACAGACUCCCCGAACCCAUGACGACAGAAUUGAACGAUCUAAUUGUCCAUACCAAACCCGCGAUAAAUCGAGCCGUUAUCACGGUGACAAAAUUGCCCAAUGCGAUUUGGACGGGUGGAAAUGAUGCUUUAUUUCUUCUACAUUGCGAAUUUGCUCGGCCUUUUCUUGUAUUCAUUUCUGGUAUCUUUAUUACCUAUCUUGUUUUAUUACAUUGCUUGUCGCGUGUUCCGUUUAGCUUGUUCUUGAUAUGUUACCCAGUUGUACGAUUCAUAAAGAUAGAUUCGAUAAUGAGUCUAACGCUUUCAAUCUGACUGUACGCUCAAUUCGACAAAGGAACAACACGUGAUAACAAUGUAAACCCGAAAGCAAGAUAUCUAGGUCAUGUCCUCCAAAGCACACUAUUCCUAAAGGUCUACUACACGGCAGUCUCAACCACACCCGAACUAUAUAUAAAACAUAGUAUCGCGUACAUUCUCAUGGAUUUGC
Aspergillus alliaceus is the source of this 2048-nucleotide messenger RNA. RefSeq lists its product as uncharacterized. The record is from RefSeq and is a predicted model, not a curated record. The transcript is spliced from 2 exons. Bases 1 to 1542 code for a protein of 513 amino acids. NCBI's taxonomy places the organism in Eukaryota, Fungi, Ascomycota, Eurotiomycetes, Eurotiales, Aspergillaceae.